AUGCCCCAGCGGAGCCAGGGAAGGGCCCCGGUGGCCCUGCCCUACCGUUGUCCGCGGUGCGGGGAACACAAGCGUUUCCGGAGCCUGUCCUCGCUGCGGGCGCACCUGGAGUACAACCACACCUAUGAGACCCUCUACGUCCUCUCCAAGACCAACAGCAUCUGCGAUGCUGCCGUCUUCCCCCUGGCCGCCGAAGCGGCCUUGCUGACGCCGGCUGCCCGGCGGGACUACUUUGAGAGCACCUCCUUCCAAGGCAAGGAGCAGCGCUUCUCCUGCGACCUCGUUCCCGCCGAGGAGCUGGAGCCGGCCCCAUCCUCCUCCCCCUCGCCCCGCUAUGUCCACGAGAUCGAGAUCCCGCUGACGGAGAUCUUCACCCGCGGCAAAGCCGUGGCGCCGGCCCCCACACCCCCAGCCACUAUGGACACAGCCUAUGAGGAAGGCUUGGCUCGCCUGAAGAUCCGCGCUUUUGAGAAGCUGGAGGUGGACAAGCGGCUGGAGAAGCUGACGGAGGAGGUGGAGCAGAAGAUUGCCUCACAGGUGGGCCGGCUGCAGGUGGAGCUGGACCGGAAGAGCUCCGAGUUGGAAAAGGCCAAGCAGGAGAGCCUGCGGCUCAGCCGGGAGAAGCAGGAGCUAGAGGACAGGGCAUCCGAGCUGUCCCGCCAGGUGGACGUCAGCGUGGAGAUGUUGGCCUCCCUCAAGCAGGACCUGGUGCAGAAGGAGCAGGAGCUGACCCGCAAGCAACAGGAGGUGAUGCAGAUCGACCAGUUCCUGAAGGAGACUGCUGCCCGUGAGGCCAACGCCAAGGUGCGCCUCCAGCACUUCAUCGAGGAGCUGCUGGACCGGGCCGACCGGGCUGAGAAACAGCUCCAGAUCAUCAGCAGCAGCUGCGGCACCACCCCCAACGGCAGCCUGGGACGGUGCAGUGCACCUGGGGCCAAGGGCGCCAGCCGACCGAGAGACAGGCACCCCGGGCCAGGGGUGGUCAUGCACGGCCCAUACGGCAUUUCCAACCAGCGCUCCUCUUCCAGCACAGGGGCCUCGAGCCGGGCGAAAGCCGUGUCGCAGAGCUCAGCGGUGGGCAGCUGCCGGCUGACGGCCAGAUCCGAGGGGGCGGCGGGCAAGGUGGGCCGGCUGGAGAAGGGCAGCCCGGGCCACUCCAGCGAGGUGAUCAGCCCCGAGAUCCUCAAGAUGCGGGCGGCACUCUUCUGCAUCUUCACCUACCUGGACACCAAGACGCUGCUGCGGGCGGCCGAGGUGUGCAAGGACUGGAAGUUCGUGGCCCGGCACCCAGCCGUGUGGACGCGGGUGCUGCUGGAGAAUGCCAGGGUGUCUUCGAAGUUCCUGGCCAUGUUGUCGCAGUGGUGCACCCAGACGCACUCCCUCACUCUCCAAAACCUCAAGCCACGCCAGCGCGGGAAGAAGGAAAGCAAGGAGGAUUACAUGAAGAGCACACGGGGCUGCCUUGAAGCCGGGCUGGAGUCGCUGCUGAAGGCCACGGGCAGCAACCUGCUGAUCCUCCGCAUCUCUCACUGCCCCAAUGUCCUGACGGACCGCUCGCUCUGGCUGGCCAGCUGCUACUGCCGGGCCCUGCAGGCUGUCACGUACCGGAGCUCUACAGACCCUGUGGGUCAUGAAGUCAUCUGGGCCCUGGGAGCAGGUUGCAGAGACAUCAUCUCUCUCCAGGUCGCACCUCUGCAUCCUUGCCAGCAGCCAACACGUUUCAGCAACCGUUGUCUUCAGAUGAUCGGCCGAUGCUGGCCGCACCUGCGGGCACUGGGUGUCGGAGGGGCAGGCUGUGGUGUCCAGGGACUGGCAUCCUUAGCCCGAAACUGCAUGCGGCUGCAGGUCCUGGAGCUGGACCACGUGGCGGAGAUCAACCAGGAGGUUGCAGCAGAAGUGUGUAGAGAAGGGCUUAAGGGGCUGGAGAUGCUUGUGCUGACCUCCACACCAGUCACCCCCAAAGCCCUGCUGCACUUCAACAGUGUGUGCCGGAGCCUGAAGUCCAUCGUUGUGCAGGUGGGCAUUGUGGACUACUUCAAGGAACCCCACAGCCCUGAAGCCAAGAAGAUGUUUGAAGAAAUGGUGAACAAACUCCAGGCCCUGAGGAAAAGACCUGGCUUCUCAAAGAUUUUACACAUCAAAGUGGAAGGAGGCUGUUAGACCUUCAGGGAA
Struthio camelus australis is the source of this 2172-nucleotide messenger RNA. Lineage: Eukaryota; Metazoa; Chordata; Aves; Struthioniformes; Struthionidae. The record is from RefSeq and is a predicted model, not a curated record.